UUUUUUUUUUUUCAGAUUUGAUUGUGGUUCAGGCAUCGGAGUGGUUCGGUCUGACGAAACGGUACUUUUGAACCAAUGGAACCACGUAACAUUGUACAGACAUCGAUGGGACGCAUGGCUACAAUUAAACAACGGCAAACACGUACAAGGUAGAAGCAAAGGCCUGUUUUCGAGGAUAACAUUCAGAGAGCCCCUAUUCACUGGAGGUCCCGGCAAUACGACCGGCCUAGACGAAAAGCUGCCAGUUACCAAAGGCCUGAAAGGUUGCAUACGGCACUUGGAGGUCAACGAUCACGUUUACAAAUUCGCCCUGGAUCCUAGCGGUGAAGCGAUCAAGGGCUACGGGAUAGAGGAAUGCACAGCUGACAGAUGCAGUCGAGUGCCGUGCCAGCACGGCGGGAAAUGUCUCACCAGCGAAACUUCAGCAGUUUGUUUAUGUCCGUUGGGGUUUUCGGGAGACCUUUGCGAAAUAAGGGUGGAUUUACAGGUGCCUUCUUUCAACGGCUCAAGCCAUCUACGUUACCGAGGACUGGGAGAAUCGGCUCUAACUUGGCUCGAUCUAGAAAUGACUUUCAAGCCCAUCAUGUCUGAUGGAUUGCUAAUUUACAACGGCCAUCGAAUUGACGGCACUGGCGAUUUUAUGGGACUCUACUUGAAUGACGGAUUUGUCGAGUUUAUUUACGAUUUGGGAACUGGAGCGGCGAUAAUACGUAGCCAGGAAAGAGUUAUAUUGAGCGAAUGGCAUGAAGUGCGCCUUUCCCGGACGGGCCGUUUGGCCAUUUUGACCGUCGAUAAUCAGUUGCCGGUUGAAGUGCUGGCCCCUGGGGCAUUCACUCAAUUAUCGUUACCGCAGAAUAUGUAUCUGGGGGGUGUGCCCAAUUUCGGAGUCGUUUCGCCUCAGGUCCGGGUGCGAUCUGCCUUUGUUGGAUGCAUCCAGAAGGUUCAAAUUAAUGGCCGAGCAGUGGCGAUUCUAGCAGAGGCCCUCGGAGGGGCUAACGUAGACAAUUGUCCGCACCCUUGCGUGGCCAGGCCUUGUGGUGAAGAUGGGGAAUGUGUACCGGAGAUGGAUUAUUUCACAUGCAAAUGUAAACCUGGCUAUAGAGAUCACCUAUGCUCGAGAGGACCUCCAUCCUUCCACGGUAUAGACAGCUAUUUCCAUUUAAGCGACCCAACAACCAUGGAAGCCAUUUCCACCGACCCUCUAGACAUCAAUGUUCGUUUCAAAACCAGCUCGGAAACUGGCCUAUUACUAUGGGCUUUUACCGGUAGCAGUUUUGUAUCUUUAGGCCUAAAGAAAGGAGCAUUAGAGCUCCGAUUCACGUCGAAUUACAAAGAAGACGAAAUGCUGGUGGUGCACAAUUCGAGUACCGUGCACGACGGAUUGUGGCAUAGAGUGAAAGCAGUGAGGGACGGAUCUACAGGCCUACUAAUAGUCGACAACGGUCCGGCAAUUACCAGACAGUCAGUACAGAUCCGGCCUCCCGAUAAACCGUUCGCCCCGUCAGAAGCCGAAGGUCUUUUUAUAGGAGGCAUGCCUCAUCGUCUGAUCGGUCCUGUAACCGGCUACAGGGCCGGCAUAAGAGGCUGCAUCGCCGAUUUAGUUAUAAAUGCCGAUUACCACUUAGGAGUUAUCAAUAGGUCCGCUAUGAGACACAACAUAGGAGAAUGUGAAGUGUGAGUGAACUUGGAAAAGGUGUCAGUAGGUUAUUUCGUGAUUGAGAUUUUGUAAAUAUAUUUUAUAAUGGUAAUGGUGAAAUAUGUAAGGAAUUACCAGAGAAUUUUUUUAAAUGUCAACUGUACAAAGCAGUAGGUAUACGAUUUGCGAUUUGAGAGAAAAAUUAAAUCAAAUUCUAUUAAAUUUAAUAGCAAAGAUUUAGACAAUUGACUGAAUUAAAUAUACUUAUAGGUAUGUAAUUCCUGCUGAUAUGUAUAGUUGGCUUAAUAUUUAUACGAAAUAACUCUGACACAUUGUCCAUUCAACUCAAAAAAAACAAAAGACUUGCAUUAAAGUUAAGUGCUGGAACGUUAAAAGAUAUACACAACUUAAUUUGCAUAAGGAAUUUUCGUACAAAAAAUAUUUAAAGUGAAUUUUUUUUGGUAUUUAUAUACUACAAUAGAAAAUGUAAAGUAAAUAUGUGCUUUCUAGAUGGUUGUCGUCUUCUUUCACAUUUCACACGCAAAUCUGCCUUUUUAAAAAAAAAGUUAUAAUCAUCAUGUUCCUUUUAACUGAACAGCAACAAUCAAUCUAAAAAAUUUGUUGAUAUUAAAUUGUACAUGUUUAUUCUUAAUGAAAAAUUGUUAUUAUUCUAUAAUAUGGCAAUAGGGUAAUGUCAAUAUUUUAACUUCUUUGGUGAAUCUAGGUUUGUAUAUUAUAUGGAAUUUUAUAUGAAAUAAAAAUGCUUUACGGCUAUCAAAAUAGUAAAUAAAAUAUUACAUGAGAGUCAAUAAAUAGAGCUAUUAUCGAUUAUCGAAAUCUAACGAAAUUUAUUAUUACAUUAUUUGAUUGGAAGUGAAUACGAGGUUUUGCAAGAUAGGGCAGGGCGUAUUAUAAGAUUUUUCUACAGUUUUAUUUAUUUAUCAGGCUAUAUUUACGUCAUCAAUUUCAGUCGGGGAAAUGACACAUUAUAUUACUAGUCCGGUAAUUCAACAUCCAACGUAACAAAAGUUGUUUUACCACCUGUGGUUUUUUCGAUAUGUUCUGUACCUAUACAGGUCUGGCAAGUGAGCAUCUUACAGGCCAAUUUUAAUACAAUAGAAUGAAAUGUAUAAUAGGACAAGUCUAAAGUUACAUAAGGAACGAAAACGAUUUCCCCUGUUCCACCUCCAGCAUGCAGCGCUGAGAACGCUGGAGGUGGAACAGGGGAAAUCGUUUUCAUGCUUUAUUCAACCUUAGACUUGUCCUAUACAUUUCAUUCAAUUGCAUUAAAAUUCGCAUGUAAAAUGUUCACUUGCCAGACCGGUAUAGUUGUUUGCUCAUUCUGAAUGUCAUUUUAUAAUUGUAUUGUAGCGAUACUUUCGUUUUCCGGACGAUUAAGGGACUUUCGGAAAACUCGGGCGCCACCCUUAAGAUUAUAGUGGUUAAGGGCCCACGUGCACUAGGUAGCUUUUAAACAGUGGGGCAUGGCAGUUUCUACGACUACCUACCAAUACAUGUAUUUCUUCAAUCUGCUGACUUACAGAACUCUAGAGAAAUAUUCUAAGCUUCGCGACUUGAGGAACCUCGUAUAGCUUUGAUGAAUAAUUAUUAUUGUAUAUACAAUAUGUGUGUCAUACUCUCAAACCGACUUUAGACAUAAGAACUGAAAAAAGCCCACAAACGAUUAAUUGGAACUGAAGAAAUAAUGGUUUGUUCACGUUCUUGUACGUUCAUAUUUCUUUCGUUAGGUGUAUGAGCACUCAUAUUGUACUCACAAUCCUCAACUGGCAUCUAGACAAAAAAUAAAUCAAACGAUUUAAAAGAUUAGACUUAUUUUAUUUGAAUAGAUAAAUUAUUGUACCAUCAUCAGGAGAUGUUUGUAUUAAUAAAUGUGUGAUCUUAAGAUUUUAAACAUAAGGCUGACUUAACACUAAAAAACUAUUUUCUAAUCUAAAUCUAUGGUGUUUCAUUCUAAAUAAUAUCGUUUUCUUAUGUCACACUUAUCGCUUAUAUACUGCCAACUAAAAAAAAAAGAACUUGCACAAAAUAUUAGAGCCUACAUAUUACAUAAUGCGUAUAAAUGUUAAAAGUCGAACACCAUAUCUUUAGUAAUAAAUAUUUCUUGUUGGUUAUGCUUCAAAAGGAAAAUUAUUUAGCGAUGUGUUUUGUGUAUAAAUGCACCAAAUUUAUUUUAUGUGCAAUAAAUGAAGAUUAUGGUUUUAUACUAAUUUAGAUCUUGUAUAGAUAGUUAUUCACCAACACUAAAAUAGGCUUUUUUCACUUUAUUUUAUAUUUAAAUUUAAUUUUGUACUAAAUAUAUUUUAAGAUCCCCAUCAAUGGAAAUAUUAACAGUGAUCAAGAGUUAUAAAAUAUAUCUUCAUAUAAGCAAUAUUUAAACGUAUCAUGAUAUAUAAAAUAUAUGUCAAUGAAAAUUAAUAUAGAAGCAAUUUGUAACGGCAUAUCGUAUUUAUUUUUUAGUGAAACAGGGGAUUUAAAUACUAUAGCAAGCAUGGACGCACAGUAAAUUAAAAUGACAAUCAAAUACAAAAUAAUUAUAAAGGAUGUAAUGUAUGGAGGAGGUAAUGAUUAAUUAUUAUUGUAACGAAAGAAUAAAACUAAUAUAACCAAAAACUAAAAGAAUAGGAGACGCCAUAGGACAUAGAAAAGGAACUGAUUAAAAUCUUGGAACAGUACCCACAAGGAUUUAAAAAUAUUAAAUUCACUCUUGCAGUACCCAUACAAUAGACCAAUAAGGGACAUGAUAUAAAAUAUGUGGAGAGCAGAAGCAAUACCAAGCUUCUUUAACCUGUUUUACAGAAGUUUUUUCAACCUGUUCCACAUGAGCUUCUUUGACCUGUUCUACGGAAGCUUAUUUAACCUGCUUUAUAGAAAAUUCUUAAACCUGUUUCAAGAGAGCUUCUUUAAGCUGUUCUCAACCUGUUUUACAGGAGCUUCUGCAACCUUUUCCACAAUACUCUCUGUAAUCUGUUUUGCAAUCGCUCUAACAUGUUCUACCAGGAGCUUCUUCAACCUGUUCCACAGAAACUUUUUUAAUGUUUUCUACAAGACCUCUAGUCAUAGGACUCUUAUUUUACAGGAGUUUCUUGCACUUGUUCAACCUGCUUUACUGGAGCUUCUUGAACCUGCAACAAGGGAGAUUCGUACUUUGAAAGUGUCACAAUAAGGGUGAUUCAAAAGUAAGCGGCAUUUUUUCGGGGGCGUAUUCUUUGCAUAAAAAUAAGACAAAAAGUUCCUAUUAACAUGGGUCCGGAAAUUCUUCCUAAGGGAGCUACGGCCCUUCGAAUAGGACACCUGAAAGACGUAUUUUUCUCUAUAACUUUGAAACCCUUCACAAAUGGAUUUUGAAAAUUGGUGUAUUUUAUAAACAUUUGAUGGCAAUUAAUGAUACUAAAUUGAAAUUUCAAAAACCUUAAUCAGUGGCGUCACAUUCUGGGGAGGGUGAGGGUUAAAAUAUCUCUAUUUUUUUUACUUGUUAGGUUUUUGCGAUUCUGAUUGAAAAUUCAGAAAGUUUACAGUUUUUUACACAGAAAAGCUACUCUUGGUUCAAUUCGAUACAGCGUACCGUUUACGAGAAAAUUGACUUUUUUGAAUUUUCUGAUUUGUGUAUGUUUCAAACCUGACGAGUAAAAAAAAAUAGGGAUGUUUUCACCCUCCCCAGUAUGUGACACUGAUUAAGAUUUUUGAAUUUUCAAUCUAGUAUCUUAAUUGCCAUCAAAAGUUCAUAGAAUACACUAAUUUUCAAAAUCCAUUUGUGAAGGGUUUCAAAGUUAUAGAGAAAAUACGUCUUUCAGGUGUUCGAAGGGACGUAGCUCCUAGGAAGCAUUCCCAGGCCCAUGUUAAAAUAGGAACUUUUUGUCUUAUUUUUAUAUAAGGAAUACGCCCCCGGAAGGAUGCCGCUUAUUUUUGAAUCACCCUGUAUAUCUGUUUUUCUUCAACAACUUCGGUAUCAAAAUCAAUUUUUCUCUUUGUAAGAGCAUUUACACUAUUUGUAACUUCAACGACGUCAACUUGCGUAGAAUCAGAAGCAACUACUUCAGAAAGUUCAUGUGCAGAUGCAUGUUUGUACUUUUAUAUAACCUCUCUUAUUUUUUUUUGUGUGUCAUUAGAGUAGAGGUAACUUCUGACUCUUCCUUACAAAUUUCCUUUUCCUUUGCAAGCUCAGGCACCAACCACCUCAGCAGCUAUUGACUCAAUGUAAGAAAUUUUCAUAUAUUCUGCAGAUUUGAGGUUCUCAAUGUCUUCUUUAACAAAUUCUUGAAUAGAAUCUGCUGCCCUAAGACUUAUCUUGAGAGAUCAGUUAUGCUAGCCGAAUAGCUUUCAUUUCUCUUAAUAAUUUUUCACUUUAGCUGCUUUGUACCUACAUAAUAAGAUUUUUGAAUUGUUCCAUUUCGAAGUCAUGCCACGUCAAAUGGCAAGUUCACAAUUUGAGGCAGAAUUAACAUUUCCUUUUGGAGCUAGAACAAUAUUUUUAUGCAGAGGUUUCCUUCAGAAUCUACAACCUGGUCUACUUCUUCUGAAAUGCUGAUUGAAGUCCUUUCUUCAGUAUACUGGGGUAUGUCUUCAGAAUAUUGGGAAGGUUUUGGGAGGCUACCGAUAUCAAAAUGUGAUGAUUUUUCACUUAGACAUACUACUUUUUCCAGGUCUUGUUUUACUGUUUUCCUUCUCAUGUGAAGUCAGAGAUAAGUUUAAUUCAAUAUCUUCAAUGGACACUAUCUCUAUCGCCAGGUAUGAAAUACCUACUAAGCUCAUUUUCCACUGUGCGUCUAUUUUGCAGUAUUAAAUAAAAAUCUAUGAAAAAAUAAUCAAAAUACGAAUCCAAUUAAAUCAUUCAUAUCCUGAAUAAAAUACGUACCUUAACUGCAAACAAACUGUUAACAUUUUCCAUUCCCAGCUUUAAGAUAGAUCCAGAAUUUAUAUUUAAAACAAAAACAAAAUCAAAUUCCGAGUUUAUAUAACAACAAAUAUGAAUUCCUGGACUAAUUUUUUUUUUGAUAUAUUCAUUAUUAUCUAAUUAAAAAGUAGAGGGUUCUAAAUGGUCCAUAUUGUAAAAUUCACACUGUUAAUAUAGAGAUGUAUAUGAAAUCCUAAUUUGUACAGGUAGAAUAACUUGUGUGUUAAUAAAUCGCUUUU
Ceutorhynchus assimilis (cabbage seed weevil) is the source of this 6787-nucleotide messenger RNA. NCBI's taxonomy places the organism in Eukaryota, Metazoa, Arthropoda, Insecta, Coleoptera, Curculionidae. The record is from the annotation of a GenBank genome assembly.